Mangifera indica (mango) is the source of this 1432-nucleotide messenger RNA. Its product is annotated as transcription factor bHLH68-like. Gene Ontology annotation, molecular function: RNA polymerase II cis-regulatory region sequence-specific DNA binding; protein dimerization activity; DNA-binding transcription factor activity, RNA polymerase II-specific. Gene Ontology annotation, cellular component: nucleus. NCBI's taxonomy places the organism in Eukaryota, Viridiplantae, Streptophyta, Magnoliopsida, Sapindales, Anacardiaceae. The transcript is spliced from 7 exons. The record is from RefSeq and is a predicted model, not a curated record. Bases 214 to 1125 code for a protein of 303 amino acids. Gene Ontology annotation, biological process: regulation of transcription by RNA polymerase II.
UCUAUAAAAAUUCUUUCAAGGCAAAGGCUCAAAGUUUAAUCUCUUGCAUAUCAUUCUCUCUUCUCACAAAGCAAUAAACAGUAAAGGCUUUUUUUUUUUAUGCUUAGAAAAAAAUCUAAAAUGAUCAUCACAAAGUGAGAAAAAAGAGAAAGGAAAAUUAAUUUUUUUUUGUUCUUUUUUGAUGAGAGAGCUUGUCAUCAGUCAGUGCAACAAAUGAUGGCCGGAAACCCUAGCUGGUGGAGCAUGCAUCCACCAUCGAUCUCUCAGCAGCCUUCUACUUUGUUAUCUUCAUCAUCUCCUUUCCCUUCUCAAUAUGUUCUUGGAUCUUCUUCACUUACUUUGAAUUCUUUGCCUGAUAACAACCAAGAUCAGCUUCCUCAGUCAUGGAGCCAGCUACUUUUGGGUGGGUUGUCAGGCGAAGAAGACAAGCUUCUUAAUAUUUAUCAUUUCCAGUCUAAAAAGUUUGAAAAUUAUGAAGAUCACCAAAUCAUAAAUCCGUCUCUAAGAUCACCUGCCGCUGAUGUUAAACAAGAAGUAUAUGGCCAUGGAGGCGAAGAAUUUCAAGCUCCAACGCCUGCAAAUUGGCCACAAAUCAUGCCAGUUUCAUCCCCUAGGUCUUGUGUUACUAGCUUAAACACUAAUAUAUUGGACUUCUCUGUUACCGAAGUAGAUGGGAACAAUAAUAAUAAUAAUCAGAACCCAGAUCAUUCAUCUGAGUGUAACAGCACGGUCACCGGUGAGAUUUGCAAGAAGGCUAGGGUUCAGUCCUCCUCCUCAAGCCAAGUUAGCCAACCACCAUUAAAAGUGAGGAAGGAGAAGCUUGGUGACAGAAUCACAGCACUUCAUCAACUAGUUUCCCCAUUUGGAAAGACUGACACCGCUUCUGUCUUGUUCGAAGCUAUUGGGUAUAUCAGAUUCCUUCAAGGUCAAAUCGAGGCCCUCAGCUCGCCUUACUUGGGCACUCCUGCAAAUUUGAGAAAUCACCCUCACUGUGAUCAGAUGCAAGAUAAGCCAGAUGACUUGAGGAGUAGAGGAUUAUGUUUGGUUCCAGUGUCUUGCACUCAACAAGUUGGAAGUGACAAUGGAGCUGACUAUUGGGCUCCGGGUCUCGGCGGAGGAUUUUGAUGAAGGCAUGGAGGAGCUGACUUAAUAUAUAUGAAUGAAUGGUAGAUUGGGGAUAAUUUGAUUUUAUGGGAAUGGUAUAACAUCAUGAGCAGUCAAUCUGCUGAAAAACUAAGGCUGAUUGCUCAUGAUGCUAUGCAUUCUAGAUCAAUCAUCGAUAUCCGAUGCAUGUGUUUAUUGUUAUUAGUAUUUCUAAUUACGUUGAGAUUAUAAUUAAGCUUUGCAUGCAUGUUAAUUAACUAGAGCUUCAACCCCAUGAAGUUCAGUUUUUAGUAUGGGAGUAGCAAUAUAAGUUUCUCUAUUUUAUUCA